AUGCAAGAGCAUCAGCUUUCCGGGCUUGUCGGUCUUCGCUCUGUAGCCCAUCCGGUCAUCUACAUUACACCCGUUGGCAUGGCUACGCUUCACUUUUUCCUCUGGAAUGUUUUAUUUUUUUGGCCCCAUUUCCUAGUUUUGCUGGGUACAUUUCUCGUGCAAUUCACUCUGUCCCGCUUGUCAGGCGUUAAACGCUGGCCCGGCUCAGACGUCAAUCCGUUGCGUCCAAUUGGUGCAUUGGCCUGCCCGACGCCCAUUGGCCCCGGCUAUUUGAGAUCAGUCCUGUCCAGUCCACUUUUGAUUGGUUCACCGUCCCAGUUGGCCACUCUCACGUUCGUGCCGGGCUGA
This is a messenger RNA of Protopolystoma xenopodis, 348 nucleotides long. The record is from the annotation of a GenBank genome assembly. NCBI's taxonomy places the organism in Eukaryota, Metazoa, Platyhelminthes, Monogenea, Polystomatidea, Polystomatidae.